UAGAGACCUGAAAAAUACUUUUAAGAAAAUAUAAGAAUUUAGUAAGAUUUUUUUUCUAAAAAGAAAACAAAGCGAGAAAAUAAAAAAAAGGAGCAUUGUUUAGAAAAUCUUUUGGGAAAAACCAUCCCUCCCAAAAUGGGGGAUCCACCACAGCAUGGCGGGGAGUUAUGGAGGAAGAAAUCAUUGCCCCGAAGUCUUUAUCCUAAGCGUUGACAAGUACGGGGAAAAUGGAAAGUCAACCCUUUUCCCAAUCAAUGCGGCCAUAAAAUCGAGCACUCCAAAUUGCAAUCUUCAUCAUCUUCACCGGCCAACCCCCAUUAUUACUUCCGCCAUGGCCGCUAGAUCCGCCGCCGUUUCACUCGCCCGUUGCCUCCUGUCAAUUUUAAUCAUCAAUUCCGGAAAACUAAUCAGCGCCGGGUGCGCACCGGCCGGCAAAAUGACGUGCAACGGCGUGACGAAGGCCACAUAUAACUGCUCUCCUCCGACGACCUCCGCGACGCCCGCCGUUCUGACCCUCAACGACUUCAGCAAGGGCGGGGACGGGGGCGGCGCGUCGGAAUGCGACGGGAGGUGGCACAACAAUAGCUUCCGGAUGGUGGCGCUGUCGACGGGAUGGUACGACGGAGGGCGGCGGUGCGGGAGGAUCGUGCGGGUCACGAGGGGGGACGGGCGGAGGAGCACGACGGCGAAGGUGGUGGACGAGUGCGACUCGAUGAUGGGGUGCGAUGCGGAGCACGCGGGGCAGAUGCCGUGUGACAAUGACAUCGUGGACGGGUCGAAAGCGGUGUGGGAAGCUCUGGAGUUAGAUCAGGACUUGGGUACGGUCCCCGUAACUUGGACCAUGGCCUAAGUGUAAUUCACUAUUUGCCCAAUCAAAUUUUAUCUACUAACCACUUGUUUUUACUUAAUGUUGUUUUUACUUUUUACUCCUUUGAUUAAAAAUACUCCCUCCCUUCGUCCUAAAUUGUUUAUCGCAUUUCAAAUAACGUGUAAAACAACAAUUGUUUUAAAAUUGUUUUAUUUAUAAAUUGAUAGUAGGGGU
Messenger RNA from Cuscuta campestris, 1042 nucleotides. NCBI's taxonomy places the organism in Eukaryota, Viridiplantae, Streptophyta, Magnoliopsida, Solanales, Convolvulaceae. The record is from the annotation of a GenBank genome assembly.